This is a messenger RNA of Pleuronectes platessa (European plaice), 603 nucleotides long. RefSeq names its product crystallin, beta A2b (gene cryba2b). The coding region runs from base 13 to 603 and encodes 196 amino acids. The record is from RefSeq and is a predicted model, not a curated record. Gene Ontology annotation, biological process: lens development in camera-type eye; visual perception. NCBI's taxonomy places the organism in Eukaryota, Metazoa, Chordata, Actinopteri, Pleuronectiformes, Pleuronectidae. The transcript has 4 exons. Gene Ontology annotation, molecular function: structural constituent of eye lens.
GAAGAAGCAGCCAUGAACACUACACAGAUGGAGCAGAUGGGCCAGUUCAAGAUCACAGUCUGGGAGGAGGAGAACUUCCAGGGCAAGCGCUGCGAGUUCAUGCUGGAGUGCCAGAACAUCAUGGAGAGGGGCUUCAUCAAGAUCCGCUCCAUCAAGGUCGAGAACGGACCUUGGGUGGGUUAUGAGUACCCAGAGUUCCAGGGCCAGCAGUUUAUCCUGGAGAAGGGAGACUACCCUCGCUACGAGGCCUGGAGUGGAAACAGCAGCUACAGAACCGAGCACAUGCUUUCCUUCAGACCCAUCAAGUGCGCUAACCACAGCGACAGCAAGGUGACCCUGUACGAGUGUGAGGACUUCCAGGGCCGCAAGUUCGAGAUGUGUGACGACUACCCCUCCCUACAGGCCAUGGGCUGGUGCAGCAAGGAGGUGCCCUCCAUCAAAGUCAACUCGGGAGCCUGGGUGGCCUACCAGUUCCCCGGUUACCGUGGCUACCAGUACAUCCUGGAGAGAGACAGACACCAAGGCGAGUACAGAAACUACAACGAGUUCAGCACCCAGGCCCACACCAACCAGGUGCAGUCCAUUCGCAGGAUCCAGCACUAA